CUUAAUUCCAAGAAUGAACAAUUCUCACGUGCAGAGUCGAGUGUACCGAACUAUUGGACAGAUAUCUACCAUCAUAGUCCAGGGUGGAGAAUCUCCAGCCUUCCUCCCUCCUGUUGUAGUGGGCUACCUUAUGACAGGAGUCACCUUUCAGGUUCCGCCACUCCUGAAAGAAAACCCUUGCUUUAGGGUCCGUCUUGAGAAGCCUGAAGAACCCAGCGAUAUUACAGCAACUGUUGUGGCUGCCCUCCUGAAACCCAACUACUCUAUUCAGGGAAGAAGACCAAGAGAGGAGUUAAUGGUGGUUAAGUUCAGAAAGUUUCUCCAAUGUGUACAAGAGAAAGAAGUCAGUGAACACUUUCAUGCCAGGACCCUCACUGAAGAAGAGCAGGCGUUUAUCCUGACACUGAAUCCUGGACACAUCCUAGCCUUUGCAACAGGAAGCAGCAGAGUUCCUGCGACUGGAUUUCCUCCUAGUCCAAAGCUGACUUUUGUUCAUGAUGACACAAAACACCUUCCAGUUGCUCACACAUGCUCAAAUGAGCUCCAAAUCUUUGUUAACAAAAAGAAUCUGACAGAUGAUGAUGAGUUUGCUUACCAUAUUCCGGUGGCUCUCAUGGAUGGCGAAAUUUUCAGUGUAGUGUAGUGUAGAGUAGUGUCAAAGCUAGACAUGCACAGACACGAUAAAGCCAAUAAACCAAUGGGUGCUUUUGCUGAUGCAAUGUAAUUUAUUUUGUCUUUAUACAUUUAAGGUUUAAUUAUUGUCAGUUAAUACAUUUCAGGCUAAUGUUGAAACUGUUUAGCCUCUCUACCAGUCCACUCUACAUUACAUACAUACGUUACAUUAUUUACUUGAGUACCUUAAUUAUCAUGGGCUCAAGAGUUAGACAUAUACAAUUUUGGUAUAUGAAUUCCUGAACUUGGCGAUACAAUGUUUUUCCUUUGUUACCAUCAUUUUCAAGAGGGUUUACUGCAACAAUCAAUUCUUGCAGCUCCUGCUGGUUAAGUGGGCAAAAUGUGUUAAGUGCAUGAGAUGUUGAGGCUGAGUCCACUGUUCUUGCCUCAGUUGCAGCUUCAAGAUAGUUCAGUAACACAAGGUGUCUGUCUAGUGUGAAAAGCAACCAAGUGGGAUUCUGUUUCCUUCAGAUGAGAUUGAAUGAUUGUUGAAAGCAGCUUUAAACUCAUCUAAUGUGCAAUGAAUCCUGGGAAUGUGCACAAAAUGAAGACAAAAUAAAUCAGAUUCAUUGUCUACA
Acanthopagrus latus (yellowfin seabream) is the source of this 1250-nucleotide messenger RNA. RefSeq lists its product as uncharacterized. The coding region runs from base 14 to 643 and encodes 209 amino acids. The record is from RefSeq and is a predicted model, not a curated record. Gene Ontology annotation, molecular function: ubiquitin-protein transferase activity. NCBI's taxonomy places the organism in Eukaryota, Metazoa, Chordata, Actinopteri, Spariformes, Sparidae. The transcript is spliced from 3 exons.